This is a messenger RNA of Aspergillus ibericus CBS 121593, 5770 nucleotides long. RefSeq lists its product as uncharacterized. The transcript is spliced from 2 exons. The coding region runs from base 93 to 5279 and encodes 1728 amino acids. Lineage: Eukaryota; Fungi; Ascomycota; Eurotiomycetes; Eurotiales; Aspergillaceae. The record is from RefSeq and is a predicted model, not a curated record. Gene Ontology annotation, cellular component: nucleus; site of double-strand break.
UGGUGCCCAAUUGUCCCCCAGCAUUACCGCGACCUUGUUGCUGUUGCUGUAAGCCAGGGUAUGUGCUGUCGGCGUCUCGACUGAGAAUUUCCAUGCCGCCUCCUGCCAACCCGCAGCGCCCCUCCAACCGUGGGGGAGGCCCCAGAACAUCACCCACGAAGAAACCCCUCGACAUUGGAGUACCCCUAGGUAUCUACGAUACAAAUUCCGUGCGAGCCAAGGUUCGCAAGUGGCAGCAGCAAGGAGGCGGGGUAAUCGCGGCCAAUGACGGGGUCUGCUACGACGACGAUGAAGAGAAUUCAACCGUCGAUUCCAAACCUAAGCCUGUGGACGAGAAGGCAUCCAGUAGCUCCAAUGGCUCCACAACGAGAACGCCCACAACGAGGAUGCGAAGCAAAAGCACCCCCCGAAAACGAGUGAUCAGUGAUGAGCAUUGGAAGCUAAACCGAACCCCCACCCAGACGCCCACUUCUAAGCUCCCUGCCCCAAAACGUAUCGCCGAAUAUACAACAAACGAUCCAAUAACUUCCCCACAUGCGAGUGGGGGCGAGAGCGCGCGUGAGGACAAGGUAUUGCCCUCUCCAUCUCGUAACAAAGAUAGGGGCAGGGCGGCUGUGGCAUCCGAUCUCGCGACCAGAGAACGACGGAAAUCGAGAGCGUCUCGGGAUGUUGAUACAAUAGCGGAGGACAAGGCUGAAGGCGAGAAUGGGUCACAUAAUGGAUCGUCGAAGUCUACUUCGCGACAGGCCACCGGGGACAAACCCAACGCAAGUGUACGGUCGGAACAGUCGCAGAGUGCAAAGAAAAGGGACGGAGCGCUGGAUUAUGAUUCGGAAUGGGCGACAGGUGAAGCCGAUUUCUCCGAACUCUCCAGGCGACGUGCGCGAGGCCCAAACCAUCCUGUACCCAAAAGCCCUGGACUUAGAGGGCGAGGCACUGUGAAACCACCUAAGGGUGGCAUCUUUUCCCACAUGCUCGAUGAAUCCCGAAAGAUGUUCGCCAAACCGGAGCCUCCGAAGCCCACUCCGAACCGAGGCGCGAAGAUAGAGGCAUGGCUCUCCGAGACCCCGGAUCCAUUUAUUGACGAUAUGGAGUCCGAUGUCGAGAUACCCGCUCCAUUGAAUACCAGGACCAGCAAGAAAAAGACCCCCACAAAACAACGGGAAUCCCAAAAUGCCGCCAGCGAUAUCGAUACUCCCGCCGACAGCGACAGAUCGACGAAAGAUGCGGCGCUGCGGCGAGCGAGGAAGGAAGGCUCGACCGGAAGCGAACGUGUGAAGCCGACGGAGGAGAAAGCUGCGCCUACAAAGGAUACCGCCGCUCCAAUCAAGAACAAGGAGCCUGCGCAACACGAGGAUAAGCAGCCCUCGCCAACCGUUGAGAAGCUCCCCAUUCGUGAACGACUUCGUGACGACAAGGAUAAGGACAAAGACAAAGACAAGGGCAAGGACCAGGAUAAGGACAAGGCAUCAGAGACGGACACUCAGGUGCUCUCAGAGGGCUCCGAGGUAUCCGGGAAUAAUGCACCGGUGCCGCUUGGUCGUCGCAAGCCCUUCCCCUCCACCGGAGCUCACUCACUGUCAACAAUCGCAUCUGUCGAAUCGAUGAGCACCGGCACCAAUGCACCAGUUGCAGGACAAGAUCCUGCACCAGAAAAGCAGGAUGCAGCUUCCACCCAGGAAAAGCUUGACGAAGAGGAGAAAAGGGACCAAUUUGAUCCUAACUCGCUCCCGGCGAUUUCCUCCCAGCUAAAGAGGCGUCUCACCACCCACGACGACCUGAUAUCGGUCUUGUCUGCCCCAAACAGGAGUAGAAGCCUUCGCUCUGCGAGAAGUCUGAAAACGAAGAGUCGGGUCAUGACCGAAAAUCUCCCUGAUCUGCUGAAGGAGCUGGCUGGUGAUGAGACGAAAUACAUGCGCGAGCUGAAGACCUUGGUCGGUGGAGUGAUACCUGUUCUGUUGACCUGCGUGCUUUCACGAUCCGACUCAGCGAUUGCAGCGGGGCUCUUCCGACCAUCUACUGAUCCCAAGGAUGAGGUAAACUUCAGCAAGCCCAUCGUGGAUAUGGGUGUUGCCAUUGAGCGAUUGAAGACUCUGCACAAGCGAAUCCCGCAAGAUGACGUUGACGCCUUACUCAACUGGGCGAACGGGGCUCAGAGAGUGUAUCGUGAAUACCUCAAAGCCUGGAGAUUAGGAUUCAAAGACGUGAUCGUUAACCUUGCGCCUCUUGAAGAUGGCGAGGAGGGCGACAACACCGAUACGAAGAGCUUGGACGAGGGCAUGGCACGGGAUGAAAACGGCGAUGUGGUGGACAGCGAUGGCGAGAAGGUUGAUGUUGCAUACCUAUUGAAGCGACCGCUGGUACGCCUGAAGUAUCUUGCAAAGACAUUCAGAGGGAUCAAAACCAUCCAACCCUCCUCCAAGGCCGAGGAUGUGGCGGCGGUAUAUCAGAGCCUUGUCACGGAAGCCCGUCGCCGGGCACGAGAAGAAAGAGCCAGGCUUGAGGACGAAUCUGCCGCGAGCGUCGACGCGACCCGCGCCAGAGACCCUGCGACCCUGGGAGCACUCACUGGAGUCACCGUGGACCGAAGUCGAAGAGUCCGAGCCCGUGACUUCUUCAAUCUGUCGUUGUACCAUACAAGUGGUCAGAUUAUUGACUGUCGUGCCGAGUUCCUUCUGAGAGAUGGCACUGCAGGAAACAAAACGGGCGGGGACUUGCUCAUCUGUGAGAUUGACCAUACGGACCGCUGGCUGCUAUUCCCUCCGAUCGAGCUUGGAUGUGUCUCUGCUCGCAACGGCGACGCGAAGGGUGAGAUCGUGGUCAUGCUACGAAGUGCCCCGGGGCAGACAAAGCCCUGGCAAGAGCUCUUAGUGCUCAGCAUUGACGAAGAGGACAUUGGCUACGAAUGGGUCCAGAUGUUGGGCUUGACCCCAGUCCCACCGGCCAUUAAUCGAACCCAGAGCUUCAUCGACCGAGCAAAGCGGCAACGAGCAAAGACAAUCUCUUCAGCGAACGAGGCCUCGCAGGCACAGAAGGAUCCACCAAGCCCUUCGAGUAUCAACGUCCCUAUCGGAGAGAAGCCCACUUCCCGUACCUUGCGGCGUUCGUUGACCCCUAGAGACCAUCUUUCGGAUCCAAGUACCGUGGGAUCUUGGAUUUCCGAGUCACGUACGUCUUUGCAGACUGCAAUAACUGCGGAGUCGGACUAUGCCAUCGGGGACGAGUUAUCAGGGAGGUCUCCACCUCCGCAAUCUAUUUUGCAUGCCAGAGAGCCUCGGAAGAGCUUCACGGCCGACGACAGACCAUCCCCGGGCCUCAAACGGUCCAAGGCAAAGAGGGUCACACGAAAUGGUGAAAUCAUUCCUUCCAGCCCUACCACACCAACGGACCACAGCGUGGCCAAAGACGAGGAGCCUAAACGCUCUGAGGAGAAAAAGGCCAAGGCACCGCAGAAUCCCAAGACUCCCACGAAGAGUACUCCUGAGCAAAGCUCCCCCCGGGUGUCUUCCGUGCCGUCAAUGGACCUCCCUGUUAUUCCCAAACUCAGAAAGGGCAGCAGCCAGACAUACAUAUCUGAAUCGUUGGCAUCCACCUCAGACGACGAGUACGCCGCCCUAGAUGUUGACAGUCUACCGGAGACUCCUACCAAAAACAAGGGCCAUUCCCGCGAGCACUCGGGAUCGGACCAGACGAACGAGGAUGAGCCGCCGCCGCCGCCACCGCAUUCUCGCUCGCCGAGCUCGACUGGAUCUAGUCUUUCAAAUACUCCUGUUCUCAGCCCAAGUGGCGUGCGUACGAGACGUCGGGGUUCUUCGCCUUUGAAACAUGAAUAUGAACCAUCUACUGCUUCGGACUCUUACUCGGAUUCUGACACAUCAACUGUGCGCCGGUACGAGGUGCACUCAGGGUCCGAUUAUUCGGAGACAGACAGUUCGGAUGAGUCUGAAGAUGAGCCCGUGUCGCUACCGCCAAUUGAGGCAAAGCCUCCUCCCAAGCCCAAGACCCCGGCUUCAGAAGCCCCUACUAGCAGCUCCCUGUCACUGUCCAAUUCCGCAUCUCAAGGCGGAUAUAGGUCGGUUCCCUCACAACCAAGCAAGUCGUCGACUGUUAUUGCGUCAGUAUUUGCCUGGUCAGAUAAGGGUUCCUGGGAUAGCAUAUUCCCCGAUGACUGUAAGGUGAUGGUCAGCCCUGGGCUCAUUGAAGCAUAUGACAUGGGAAAUGCACCGUCCGGGACUGAGGAGGAGAGCAAAGCACGUCCGCUGAUUGCCCUUGAACUUACCCCGCUUGUACCUAUUCGACGCGGCACAGCAAUUGACAUCAGUAUCCGUUCUCCUCCCACCAAACGGUCAAAGAUCAAUUGGAGCAACAACAUCAUGUUCCGCUCUCGGAAUGCCGAUGAAUGCGAGAUCUUAUACGGCCUAAUCAAUCAAGCACGCAUCAACAACCCCACCUACAUAGCGCUCCAGAACGCCCGAGGUCCUUACGCAGAGCAGCCAGCUCCCAUGGAAUCGCCAAACCGAAGCGGUGGUGGGUUGUUCGGCUGGCCCCGACGCAGGAGAAGCUACCGUGCAUCUAGCUCUCCCCGGUCGGUCACCGACAACUCUGAGAGUAGCGUAGGGACUAUGAGCAGCGCAUUCUCCGCACUGAAACGGUUCGGAGCAGGAAGCAAGAUGUUCAACAUUUCCCGCUCCUCAAUCACCUCUCGCGACGGCCAGAAGGAGGACAGCUUGUACUCGAGCUCUGCCGGAUCGAAUGCGUCUCCCACAUCCGGCAUCGGUCGCAUAGCAGCCGCCAUGAAGGGUGGCGACGGUAUCGGUCUGUCCAAUGCUAAGAUUCGGCUUUACUUGCGCGAAACCCAAUCGAAGUGGCGUGAUAUGGGCGCCGCCAGACUGACCAUCAUGCCUGCGUCUCCAGACUCUCGUCGUCCUGAUACAGCUAGCGGACAUGGCGACUCCGGCAGCAUAGCAGAAGGGGUCGAAGGAGGUUCGCCGGGCUCCGGGGCAGCCUCUCCCCGUCGGGGAGUAGAGCAAGAGAAGCGGAUCGUCAUCCGAGGCAAGACUCGUGGCGAGGUUCUCCUCGACGUCUGUCUUGGCGAGAGCUCCUUUGAGCGUGUGGCUCGCACCGGUAUUGCCGUCUCCAUCUGGGAGGAGAACGAAGGCGGAGCCAUGCCGAAAAAGGGCGGUGUCACAGUUGGCUCCUCCAAGAUCUACAUGAUCCAGAUGAAGAGUGAGGCCGAAGCAGCAUACACUUUCGGCCUGGUCGGAAAGUCCAAGUAUUAGACUGGACUGGACGGAAGGACCGACUUGUCUUCUUUUCUUCCUUUUAUUUUCCAUCUCAGUCCCUGCAUUCUGCCUGUUUUCAGCGAUGUCCUCCUUACUGAUUAUCUCUAUUUGUUUAUCCCCUUUACCUCCUUGUGUUAUUUUGUGCACGUGCAUAUCCAUACCCCCUCUUGCUGAUAUCCCAUCUUAUUUUCCCUUCUUUGCCCCCUCCUUCUUCUCUUCUCUUCUCUUCUCUUCCCUCCAUCCCCUCUGCUCCCCUCCUCUCACCUCUUUCUUGUCCUCAUUCAUGAUUUUCAGAUGCCGAUAUGUAUAUGAAACGGAAGAUGAACAAUGUGUGAUGCAGCUUAUCUAGAAUUUUUUUUCCCUCCAUUUUUAAUGAAUUCUGAUCUUGAUCCUCAACUCAAUCUAACUUACGUUUGUUAAUUCUAAUGCUAUACUACUAUCAUUUCAUCGUUACUAGUUCGUCAUAGAUAUAGAUACAUUGAUAUUGC